Molecule: messenger RNA, 4884 nt
Organism: Engraulis encrasicolus (European anchovy)
Lineage: Eukaryota; Metazoa; Chordata; Actinopteri; Clupeiformes; Engraulidae
Product: neurofilament heavy polypeptide-like
Exons: 19
Coding region: 1223-3649 (808 amino acids)
Molecular function (GO): DNA binding; zinc ion binding
Source: RefSeq, a predicted model, not a curated record
CACCGACGACGACGGGUAGCCUACAGGCGAAGCCUUGGGUGAAAAAAGGUCAGUUAAUUCCACUCCACAUUGUAAUGUGUACUGUCUGAUGCUGACACUGUAAUGUUCUGAACAUUCAGUUUGAGUUUGGAGACAUUUGUCAGUCACAUUCAGAGACGCUUCUCAUCCCAAGUUCAUCCCAUUUAUAUAAUUUUCAGUGACUUAGAAUAUGUUUGCGAUCUUGAAUGGAUUUAAAUACAAAAAGAGCAUAGAUAACCUAUUGAUUUCAGCAAAUGGUUGAUAUUGACAAGAAAGAGCAGGACACUUAGCUUGUUCCAAUCUGCAGGAAAUAUGCAAGAUGCCUACUGAGCAGGCUGGUCCAAGUAUGAUGUGAGGUUUCUAAUUGCCAAGGCAACUGGAGCAACAAGGUUCUGAAAGUGAAAAGAGCCUGAGACAUUUGUGGCUCAGAUGAGCAGUCCCCAGUCUGGUCAGAGGACAGAGACAGAAGGUACUCUCUCCAAACAGGAGGAUACUCCUCUUGGUCUGGGAGUUCAUCAAACCCACGACCCCUCUUCAGCAGACUGGCAGGAACCCCUGGAUGUCUUGGAGGAGGAGGAGGAGGAGAACCAUGAUGACCAGGGGUUCCACAUAGGUUGGCAGAGCAAAAGCCAUGUUUUGAAGAGGACUCAACAGAAUGGCCUGUAUGUGUUUGCUCUUUAAAACCUUUUUUGUGAACGAGAGAACUUCUUGGAUCAUUUGAAACGGGCUCCACUGGGUGCUUUUUGUGUAAACUGUGUCAACUGCAAUUUGUGGACAGAAACAUUUUCACCUCACUUUUGCCACGUUUUAGAGGUGCACUUGCUUGUUGGCAAUAUAAUUAGGCAGCCUUAAUUGAGCUGAUCUUUGAACUGUCCUUAGAGCUACUCCAACAACAAUGACCAGUCCAUUCAUCAGUCCAUCCAAUUAAAAGUGUUAGAUGAUGUACUGCCACAUUUGUUCGGUGUUCGUCUCAACAAAAAUGCUCAUAUUAGUACCAGUAGUAUACGAUACAGCUCAGCUCACAGAUACUUAACGCUUAUGUCUGCUGCUAAUCCCCUACAGGCCUGUUGGCAGAAAGAAGCUGAGAUAUAAGAGGAGGCGUACAGAGUCAGAUGCACUUUGGACUGAUUGGCCCAUUUUAGGGAACGGCUGGAAGCAAAGACAGUACAUUUGUAAUGGAGGGACAAGAAAAGAGACAUACUAUAUGAGUCCAGAUGGCUUUAAAGUGAGGAGUAAAGUUGAACUUGCCAAAUUCCUCCCCGAUACUGACCUAAGCUGCUUUCAAUUUAAAAAAGGGGUGUUCUUCGACAGGCCAUCAUUAGUGAAAAACAGCAUCAGUAACUCAGACAACAGGCCUUCCUCAGGAACCACCACACCAUCUAAACGUCCAGCUAGGAAACCUGGAAGACCCCGGAAUGUCACACCACCAAAUGCGGCCGACACUUCCACCAUGUCUUACCAUGGCAUACCCCCAAGCCUCUCUAAAAGUUGCGUGACCACACCUCCGCGAUCACACCCAGAACAUCCAAAGUCCCCCAGUGACUUCGGCAGUCCCCCUCGACUCGCCCCAGUCUCCCCGCCCACAAAGCCGUUCGACAGGUCACCCUCUCUACACCUCUGGGACCUCAGCCCUGCCAACUCCCCCAGGACACUCCCCACUCCCAUGCUGAGUACCAGGAGCAGAACCCGGCCAGCGCCACCCAGUGGCCAAGCUCCUGAGGAGGGGGAGAAGGAGGUGAAGAUGGGGCCUAGACUGUACCCUUCACCACCACCGCUACAGAAAGUCGUAGAUGCCAACCCUCGUACCAAGAAGCCUUCAGCGCUUAAACCAACUAUGAGAUAUUGUGCCAGAUGUCAUCGUUCCUUUGUUACUCUGAAGGAUGACAAGCUCUGUGGGAAAUGCAUCGCCCUCCCCAAAAGAAAUAUGGUUUUAAAGAAGGUUGGGCAGGGUCAGUGGGUCCUUAUAAAAAACGUACAGCAAAAAGCCAACAUCAGAGAACAAAAUCAGAGAAAAGGUCUUUCUUUGAGGCCAGUAAGGACACCUUUGAAUGUCAGAAGAUCUACACGUACUGUGGACAGCUUGAGAGGUGGACAGGAAGCGAAUGGGGAAAGAGACGGGGAGGAGUCGGCAAACGACCCGGGCCGGGAAUCAAACCCGCGCCGGCCGCACGGCAGACGAGUGCCGCACCAGUCGGCCACGGCAGGGCCUACAGUCCUCUAUUUCAAAGCUAAUGAGACACAGGCUGAGGGCACGAGGAAACGACGCCAACGCCGAAUGUGUUUCAAGUGUGUUGCGUGCCAGCGAAAAGACUGCGGAAAAUGCAACUUCUGCCUGGACAUGGUCAAGUUUGGCGGUCGUGGCAGACUGAAGCAGAAGUGCAAACUGCGAAGGUGCUUGAAUGAGGCACAGACGCCCCAUGAAAAGAAGGCGCUGAGGAUCGAACCCCCCAGCCCUGCGUUCCCCACCAGGCCACAGUCCAAGAGGCCAGUCUUGGAGCAAGAGGCAGUUUUGAAGAAGAGGGAGAAAAAGCAGAGGAGGAGAUGCGACAGCACUGGCACAGAGUCUGCAGAGGAGGGGGCGGAGGAGAUGAAGAAAGAGCUGGAGCCAGAGUCUGAGGAGGUGGAGGUGGAGGCUCAGGAGGUGGCUGUGGAGGUGGAGGCUCAGGAGGUGGCUGAGGAGGUGGAGGUGGAGGCUGAGGAGAAGGAGCAGGAGGAGGCUGAGGAGGAGGAGAAGGAGCAGGAGCAGGAGGAGGCUGAGGAGGGGAUGAAGAAGGCUGAGGUGGAGGUGACUUUGGAAGAAGAGGAUGUAGGCUUCCACUUUGAGACGCACCAGGGUGACGACAAUUACAAAGACUUCGCCAACGAGAUCAUCAGUGUUGUGGUCGGCAGCGAAGACCCAUCCUCCAAUUCCCUCCCAGUUGUCUUCCAGAAUGAAGGACUACAGAUAAACAGAAGCUACCUGCAAACCAACACAUCUCCGGGCCCAGUGGUGGUGUACAGUUUCAGCAGUCCACCAGCAGGAGGCGAUGUGGCACUCAGUAAGGAGAUGCAGACGAUGGGGAUGAGCAUGAACACACAGAGAGAGUUUGGGGAGGAAGAUUCACUGUACUGCCAACCUACUAUUUUUGAUAUGUUCUCUCUGGCCGACAUCACGGAGCCUGUAAACAAAGGUUCCAACUGCUCAAAGUCAGAGCGAGAGCUACGCUACUUGCUGUCGUCGUUGCAUGCAACAGUCCUGCCUGCCUACUGGAUGGCCGUGAUGGCUAGAGGUCCAGCUGUGCAGCUGCUGCAGUGCUCCCGCCGUUCCCCCAUGGUCGACACCCUCCUCCACAUCCAGUCAGGCCUCUGCUACUGCCUCACCGUCCAGGGCCUGCCGCUGCCACCCAGACACCACAUCUACCAACGCCACCCUCCGCGCCUCUCCUCUGUCAGACAGGUGGUGGAUCUGCUGCUGGACCUGGAGGAUCUGGAGGUGUGCCAGGGCUACCCGUGGGGCUCGGCCCUCGCCGUCAAGCCCCGCACCGACCAGGCCGUGCUGUGCAUCAGGGCCACCGCCUGCCACCUGCUCAUCAACCCAGAGGAGGAGGGGGAGCGCUGCCACCGCUGCCAACCGCCCUCCGCUGACGACUGAGGACCCAAGCUGAGGGGUAGCUACUGAAAAUAGGAGGAAGAAGAACAGGCAGGAUGACUAUGAGGAGAGGAGGGGUGGAAAAAGAGGAGGAAGAGGCAGGCACUUUCCUUAGCUGGAUAGGGCAGCCGCAGGAAGUACUGGACCUGAAUGCUGGGAACUUCAGGAACCUGGCAGAAAUGUGGAGAGUUGUCUCACGACAACUGGCUAUUGCAAAACUAACAAAACUUGAAAAAUCCUUUCAGCAUCUGGAAGAGUUGUCAUGUACAUAGUACAUGUACAGAAACACUCUGUGCCUUAAUCUGUCACUCUCAUGUCACUGGUAGCUGUGGCACCAGGUGUCACAUCACGUGGCAGAGGGUUACCGUAGUUGGUGCUCUUCACUUCUGAAGCUCAAAUGUUUCCUUAUGGAACCCUGCUGUUGAGGGAUGACUGUAAUAACAAACCCAGCACACGGGACCAGUCCUGGUGGAGUCUUAUGGACAUAGCUUCCUGGGGUUUUAUAUCAUAAGUGGACGUGGCCAAGAAUAUGUGGCAUUUGCAGCUGGUGCUAUCAGACAUGAUCAGGAGGGGUGGCAGAGAGCACUUAUUAAUGUUUACACACUGAAAUGGGGACUUGGUACUAAACCCCUGUUUAGAAAAGGCAAGCAAGCAAGCAAAAAUGUUUAUAAGGUAUCCAAUUCUUGGGAGUGUCUAAGAUCAUUUUACAUGACGCUCCGACCACAUCUCUGUAGUCAGUUCAAUACUUCAGCUACCUCAGAUUUUUUGACCUACACUGAAUUCCAUGUAACCUUGGAUUAUUUUUUGUUCUUUACAUAAUCACUAAGUGCUGCUUUUUUCAGAGUAGUUGGUGUGAAACUGAAGUGUCUUGACAAUUAUUUCAAUUGAGUGUUGGGAAUUAUAUGUAUGUUCUGUAAAAUAAAAUAUUGUGGAUGGAUGUCUAAUAGGCCUACCGGUAACUAUUUAAAAUGUUUGCUAAAUUUGUUUGCUCUAUUGACUUUUUCUUCACCGCACAGAUUGUAUUGAAGUUGAGUGUGGAGAAUUACAUGUAGAUGCAAAUUACAUGUAUGUACAAAUAAAGUUAUUAUUAUUAUUAAUAUUAUUAUUAUUAUUAUGUUCUGUAAAAUAAAAUAUAGUGGAUGGAUGUCUUAUAACUAUGGGAAAAUGUUUGCAAGAUUCGGUUGCUCUGUUUUGGCUUUUUUCAUAGCACAGAUUGUAUUAAAUACUACCGUGUCAUA